CCGAGAAGCCUCCUCGGGCGGGCGCCUGGGGGGCGGGGCGGGGGUCAUGUCUACGGGCUCUCUGAGUGACACCGAGGAGCUGCCGCAGAUGGACCUGAGAGGGCUGCCGCUGGGCUACGCCGUGCCGCCCCGCUCCAAGCGGCAUCCCCGAGGAGAGUCCUGUCCCUCCGUGGACAGUUCCUCCGCUGCGGAGGAAGACGAGGAGGAGGAAGAAGAGGGCUGCGGCGCUCGCAAGAAGAGGCGGACGAAGGGAGCGCCCGAAAGCAAAAGGCAGGCGCCGUCCGGACGCAGCGCCACUGCCGAGUGCAAGCAGACUCAGCGUAACGCGGCCAACGCGCGCGAGAGAGCCCGCAUGCGCGUGCUGAGCAAGGCGUUCUCGCGCCUCAAGACCAGCCUGCCCUGGGUGCCGCCGGACACGAAACUCUCCAAGCUGGACACGCUGCGCCUCGCCUCCAGCUACAUCGCCCACCUGCGGCAGCUGCUGCAGGAGGACCGCUACGAGAAGGGCUACGUGCACCCGGUCAACCUGACCUGGCCAUUUGUGGUUUCAGGAAGACCAGAAUGUACACCAAAGAGGUUUCUACAGCCAACAGAUUAUGUGGAACUACAGCAUAGUUAAAGAGAAAGCAGUACUUGUUGGGUAUGGCUACAAACCACCUUGGUUUUUAAUGGACCAAAUCAAACUGGUACAGACUAUACAGUAAAUGUCUGGUAAAAUCCACUACUUUUGUUCAGUUGGAAGAAAAGGUGCACUUAACUAUACUAAAGAAAAGAAGAUGGUUUACUGAACUUUCGGCUUUAGCAGAAGUAGUAAGUCUGGAAGGCCUUCAUUUGCGUUGCCUGAACAGUGAACAGUGCCUGAAGAACUCAUUCUGAAGUUUUUUGACUAACUAAAGAGGAUAUACAAGAGAAAGAUAAUGAUAUAAUUAACAGCAUGGACCAAAAAUAUAGAUUGUACAAGCUAAUCCUGAACAGUGUUAUUUGUAUGCCAAAGAAAAGUAGUAAUCUAGAAUAGCGUUUAAACUCAAAUUUAUAAUAUAUUUGAUUUUUGUGUUCUUGGCAGCUAUGCAAUAGUAAGACUACUGUUGUUUUAGCCGCAUUCUCUUAAAAGCGGAAGAUGAAAAGGUAGCUUCCACUUGCUCCUUCAAGGUCCUCUCCAUAAAUGCAUUAAAUCAAAUUACUUGAAUGCAAGCAGAGCACAUGCAUUCUCACAAAAGUGGGUGGAGCCACAUUUGCUUGAAUGGUUGCUGACUGGGCCCUAAAUGGGUCAUGGAUGGCAACCAUAGAAAACAUCUGGUUGGAAAUAGGUUAACUGACCAUAGUCAUAGGGUGUAUUCAGGCAAAUUGGAGCAAUUGUCUAAACCAUUGGAAGUCUAUGAACUUGAGAUGAAGGAGGUAUGCUAUAAGAGGUGAGAACUUUAUUUUUUAACAUAAUGGUUUGGAAAAGAUCAGGACAUUUAAAAAAAUUCAGACCUGUUGGCCCUAUGAAAUGUUAUCUUUCAUAGUGUUAUUUUUGCAAACGGUAUAAUCAGUAUUUCAAAUGUAAGUAAUUUUAUUUUUAUACAUGAUAUUAAAAGCUUUGUUAAGGAUCUUA
Eublepharis macularius is the source of this 1594-nucleotide messenger RNA. RefSeq names its product musculin (gene MSC). NCBI's taxonomy places the organism in Eukaryota, Metazoa, Chordata, Lepidosauria, Squamata, Eublepharidae. Gene Ontology annotation, molecular function: DNA-binding transcription factor activity, RNA polymerase II-specific; RNA polymerase II transcription regulatory region sequence-specific DNA binding; protein dimerization activity. The record is from RefSeq and is a predicted model, not a curated record. Gene Ontology annotation, biological process: regulation of transcription by RNA polymerase II; skeletal muscle tissue development.